AUGGGACGCAAACCCAACCAACUCAUCCUCGAGUUCUUCAACCGAGGCCCUAAGCUCGAGGAUUCAAGCAACCGCUAUCAGCACACCUGCAAGGCAUGCGGUGAGCGAUUCCCCAAGGGCCGUAUUGAUAGCCUCACCAACCACCUGGUCAAGAAGUGCCAGGCCAUCCCCCUCCGUGACCGCCAGCGCGUGCUUUUGCGACUCCACGAACUCCCCGACCUGACCGAAGACGCCAACAAAGAUCCCAGCGCGGCGGGAGGAAAAGGAAAAGAUGGGUUCCCAAACCCGAAUCGUCCGAAUUUUGAUGGCCUGAACGUGCUGGCAGAGGCUUCUCGCCAGGUAGGUGCGUCUGACACCACCAAGCGUGGCCCCGCAUACACCCAGUCCGUGACGGCCGGUGGCAAGACAGUCAUCGUCGAUCCGGCGCUUGAGGCCGAGGGCUUCCAGGGACAGAACCAGGGAGAGGAUAAGGCAGAGGACAAUGGUCAGGGUUCCCAAGCCUCCAACCCUCCCACUAUUCCGGCCCUUCCCAGCCAUACCUCAGGGGAUCACGCAUCUAUGUCACCACCCCUUGGUGACACCUCCAUGACACCCGAAUCCACCUCCAAUGCGCGCCAGUCGCUUUCCAUGAUCGCAGCCUCAGCUAAUGAGAUGGUCCCGCAGGGAGGUUUAAUGGACGGUGAUCAUCUUGUUGAUGGCUUGAAAAUGGGCCAGUGGAAUCAGCAGCUCUCGACUCAGGAGCAGCUGCUUUUCGACAGCUUACAAGAGCAUGAUCCAUCCUUGACGGCUGCUACCCAGCGUGCUGCUUCUUACCCACGUCCCAUUGCCAUGAACCCCAACACACAAGCCAAAGGCUUUGUGAACGAAUUUGGCAACUCGACCAAGCCAACCAAGCCUAAGGUGCGGGGUCGUUUCACUGCUGAGCGACGUCGCGAGGUUCAAGAGGUGCGAAAGCGAGGAGCUUGCAUUCGUUGCCGCAUGCUUAAGAAACCAUGUUCUGGUGACACGCCCUGCACAACUUGUGCUAGCGUUGAGAGUGCUCGACUCUGGAAGCACCCUUGCAUUCGGACCCGCCUGUCUGAAGAGUUCGAACUUUACAAUGCCAACCUGCACGCUACCCUUGCCUACCACGACACCAACUCCAUCAAAAACCAGAUCAAGUUCGAACACUACGUUGGUCGCAUCGAGGUGACCCACAUGGAGGAGAGUGGUGUGUUUGUUACCAUCAGCGGUCUUCAAGGCCAUCGCAAUUCGGUCUCAGCCCUCGACCCCGCCCUUCAAGGCCUGGGCGAGGAUCAAUUCACCGACCCUUCUCAUGAGGUUUAUCUGCUGGACAGUGACGCCGAUGACAUCCCAAGCAAGCUGGAGAUGUACAUCAAGAAAACUGGACCGUUCUUCCUUGAGCGUGAAACCUCGACUUUCAUGAAGCCCACCUUGCUUCUGGCUGCUGAAUUAGGACAGUCGAAAAAGGACACCUUGCUCGAACGUGCAGUUGAGCUGUGGGUUGCCACUCAUAUCCUGGUAGACACUGAACUUGGAUGGAAGACCUACUGCAACCCCACUCUUCCUCCUACCUCGAUGCACUCCCUUUCUCAGCCCAAUGAUGAGGGCCGUAUACCAAUCGAGGAGUCCCCAGAGCAGGAGUCAUAUCCCCUGAUAUGUAGCCAGCUUCGUGCUGCCAUGGAGAAACGUGCGAUGCAACUGAGCAAAUCCGUCAUCAAUGAUUUGGAGCGUCGUCUGCUUCAACGCCAGAAGACCGGCUGGUUUGAAACCUUCCUUGUAGCUAUUGUUCUGUUGAACUGCGUCGAGCGUACAUGCUGGCUCUUCCGCUCGUGGGACAACGAGAGCUUUACUCAGCGCUGGCCCUUGGACAAGCGCCCUCCUUACUACUAUGCCCAGUCCGAGCAGUUUGCAGACAUCCUGCACAUGCUGUUGCGGAUGCGUAGCCUCCCACCAAAGACGACUGUUCGCCCCGAGAAUGGCUUUUUGAAGGCCGCAGAAGGCAGUGAUGAAAAUGCCGUCCGCUGGUUUGACAUGAUCCAGAUCUCUCCCUACUACCUUGAGGAACGUUCCAAUGCCCUCUUCGACCCAUCUGACUCUCGGUCCCUCGACCUCCACCACAGCGCCCGGUUGCUGCUGCCGGCAAACUCUUGA
Molecule: messenger RNA, 2154 nt
Organism: Penicillium odoratum
Lineage: Eukaryota; Fungi; Ascomycota; Eurotiomycetes; Eurotiales; Aspergillaceae
Exons: 6
Coding region: 1-2154 (717 amino acids)
Biological process (GO): regulation of DNA-templated transcription
Molecular function (GO): zinc ion binding; DNA-binding transcription factor activity, RNA polymerase II-specific
Source: RefSeq, a predicted model, not a curated record